UUACGCAAGGCAUCUUUGUUGGCCAUCUUGUUUGUGUGGGCGCUCGGAAGAUUGUGGCGUUUUACGGCGUCCAUUGCCUUUGAUUAUGUCUUCUAGAGCACAGAAAGACAAAGGGCAGAAACAGAACUCAAAUCAGGCUAUUUUAUCGGAAUUACUAAAGGAGGAAGAGAAUAGAUACUGUGCGGAUUGUGGAGCUAAAGGGCCGCGAUGGGCUUCCUGGAAUCUGGGUGUUUUUCUUUGCAUCCGCUGUGCCGGGAUACAUCGAAACUUGGGUGUCCAUAUUUCAAGAGUGAAAUCCGUGAACCUUGAUUCAUGGACUCCCGAGCAGAUGGAAAGUAUCCAGCAAUGGGGAAAUAAGCGAGCUGCGGAGUUUUGGGAAUGUAAUCUUCCGAGUGAUUUCCGUCGCCCUCAAACCGACUCAGCCAUGGAGGCAUUUAUCAGAGGCAAAUAUGAGCGUAAACAGUAUUUAAAGAAAGAUGGAUUACCUCCAAGCAAGCUAACAAGCACUGCUGCCACAAAGGAAACAAAGUCUAUUGACAAGCCGAAGAAAAAGCGAGAGAAGAAGGAAGAAGACAUCACCAUUACCCCUCUUAGAACUGAGGCUGAAAAGAAAAUCUUCCUCCCAACUGCUCAACCACGCCCCCAUUCCCACCCUCCCGCAGUCAAGGCACCUGAGCCAGCUAAACCAGCUAAACCAGCUGCUCUGGUUGAUCUGUUGUCUUUAGACACUCCAGCACCUGCCCCAGUAUCUGCACCAGUGCCAACAACAUCAGCAACUGCUGGACUAUUGAACUCUCUGGCGCAGCCCCCUGCCUCUCAACCUGCUAAAACUGGUUUAGAAAAUGAGCUGAUUGAUUUUGGGGCAUUCCAACAGAACGUAAUUAUUGACACUGGCUUUAGUGAACCACAGCAGCAGCUCAACAACCAAGUGCCUCUAGAAUCAAAUGAGGAAUCCCUUCUCAAGGAUGACUCAUUAACAAACAAAUCCACUAAAGACAGCAUAAUGGCAUUGUAUGCACCAAAAACUCAUGGCAGUCAGCCUCAGAUGUAUGGCGUUCCAGGUGGGAUGUACAUUUCCCCACAACAGCAUCAGCAACAGCAGCCGCAACAGGCUGGCCCCAACCAACAUCCUGCUAUGUUCAACAGGAUGGCUGGAGUUCCUCCCCAGGGAAUGCCUAUGGGAAUGGGGGCUCCCCGUCAACCGGUGUUCAUGCAGCAACAACAACAACAACAGCAACAGGUUGCCCAGAUUCAGCAGCAAAUGCAGCAGAUGCGACUCAAACAACAGCAAAUGCCUCCACAAGUGAACAUGCACAAUGCCAACACAAGCUUGUUUGGACCAGUUCAGACACCAGUAGCAAAUGGCUGGAUGCCGCAGCAGCCCAUGUCAUUUCCACAGCAGCAACAUCCUCAGUAUGUCACCACGGGACCUGUGCCUGGGAAUAUGGGGUUUGGAAAUUUCCCCAUGGGGGCUGUACCUGGUUCAGGCCAAACUCUCAGUCACCAGUUGUGGAAAUAAUGAAGUUGUUCUCAAUAUGUAAAUAAUAAUUAUGAAUUCAAAGAAAACUUGUACAUUGGGUUACCUUUAAUAGGUGGCUGGUUUGUCCUUGUGAUUUUUAUCACAAGACUGCGGUUUCAACGUGAUUAAUCUACUUGUAAUCUGCCUGUGCAAGCCAUCGUUGAUGUUUCAGGAUGUUCUAGCAUUGCAACACUUCAUUAACACUGGAAGGAUAAAUCUGGAUUUAAAAAUAUGUUUCUUCUGAUAAGAUUGAACUGAAACAGUCCUUUCAACAGUUUUAAGCAAAACUGUGCUCCCAUUUUCAUUGGGUAAAUUCAGGGAUCCACAAGAUGAGGCCAUUGUGAGAUUUAAAAUAAUGCUGCAACCAUUAUGUUGGAACAAUGGCCUGCAUGUUGUGAAGUAUUUUGCACUGUAGUAGAAAUUUUUGAAUUUCUGCGCAGUCAGAUAGUGUUGCUAAAACUAUGAUUGUAUUAUUAUUAAUAGUUAACUAUUAUUUUUACUUAUAAUUUGAUUUUGGUAUUAAGAGCUUAUAGAAGCUAUCCAGAGAAUGUUUGCAUAAAGAAAGUAGGGUAGAGUUUCAAAUUUAUAUUAGCCUCAGCUAGGUUGAGCAGAAACAAGUAACAUGAGAGUAGUGUGGUAAUUGUCUCCAAAUGUAGUAAUGUUACUAUUUUGAAGUCUGUACCUGUAAAGCUAGCCAGCUACCGUAGAUCAUGACUUGUACAAUUAGGCAGCGAAAACUCUCACUAGUUUCUGUAGCAAAAAGGUGGCUUGUCACCAUCACCUCAUUGUCACUGAACUAGAGUGUAUAUGUACAGUGUGUAAAUGCAUCAUAUAUACUUCUACGUAAUUAAUUAGUAAUUACCAGUAUGCAAUGUAAUUGAAUGGGAAUGGGAGGGGAGGUGGAUAGAAAAUUUCUUGGCUGGGCAGUAGUUGCAUGAAAAGUUUCAGUUGAAAUUCAUUCAAUCAUUUAUUUUAGAAAUUAGAUUGGAGAUGCAUUGGUUUCAGGAACAAAUUUGAUGUUUGUUUACUCAUCAACUGCAUGAUUCCAUAAGGGUCAUUGACAAGUACUAUGUUCAGUGUCUUCACCUAUUUUUCAUUUUUUUAAGUUAUUACUGAAUAAAUUAAGAUUAUUGUGCUGGAAUCUUGUUUGUCAUUACUGAAUAAUAAGUUAUUAUUAGUGUUAUUUUCUUUUUAAUGUUAUUUCAUAUGAAGUACGUGUAGUCACCUGCGAUGCAGCAGGAUCUGUCACUAAAUCCUUGAUAUAGUGCGGCAGUCUUGACUGUCUUUGAUGCAGGCAGAAAUACAAGAUAGCUGCUGUUUUGAUGGAUUCCUGUUCAAUACAAAUUACUGAAAGUAUUGUUUUUCUUCACUGUAUUACCUAAGAAAAGUUUGUGGCACUUGACACUUUAUUAAUUAAUUGGUACAUGAUUAUAUUUGGGCUCUUAUAAUUUUAUUCUGGCAAGACUGAAAGCUAAGCGCAGUUUUGAUAAUAAAUGCAGUUUGUUAUGAUUA
Messenger RNA from Orbicella faveolata, 3031 nucleotides. RefSeq names its product stromal membrane-associated protein 1-like. Gene Ontology annotation, molecular function: GTPase activator activity; metal ion binding. NCBI's taxonomy places the organism in Eukaryota, Metazoa, Cnidaria, Anthozoa, Scleractinia, Merulinidae. Gene Ontology annotation, cellular component: cytoplasm. The record is from RefSeq and is a predicted model, not a curated record.